AUGGGGUCUCUGAGUCUGGCCUGUGUGGCUGCAGGGGAGGCUCUGCGGGGCUGCUGUGGGCAUGGCCGGUGUCAGACUUCUGCUCUGCUAUGGCGGGGCCGCACUGGAGGGGGAAUGGGCAGGAAGCUGUUUAUAGCUGUGAAGGGCCUCAGAGCUGUGCUGCCGCCCAGGGGGUUACGGCGUCUGGAGUUCCCCUGGAUUCCUAGCUGCUGCGCUGAGUGCACCAGGAUGCUUCCGUCCAGCUCUUUGCAAGAUAGAAAUUACUCCCGCUUUACAAAUGAAGAUAUUGAGCCUCAGAAAGUUCACCGGGUGAGUGGGAAGCAAGCUGUCCUGGGGAUUUUCUUUUUGCUUUUGUUGGGAAUAGGAGUAUUUGCCUUAUGGAAACGAAGUGUUCAGUCAAUUCAGAAAAUAAUCUUCUUUGUAAUCACACUUUACAAACUUUACAAGAAUGGCUCAGUCUUUCAGAUUUUGCUGGCCAACCCAGAAGUGAGUGGUCUUCCAGUUCAAGACAAUAAUUUCUUCCUGUCGUUGGGUCUGCAAGAGAGAAUUUGGAAAACACUUCAGACAAUAGAAAACAAAGUGAAGGACCUGGAGGGGAUGAUCAUUUCCCAAAAACUUGCCCUGAAGAGGGACUGCUCCUUUAAGCCCUACUGCAGCUGCUCAGACUGCUAGAGUCCCUCGCCCACAUCAGGGUUUACUUCCACAUCUGAAAUGUGA
Manis pentadactyla (Chinese pangolin) is the source of this 717-nucleotide messenger RNA. RefSeq names its product transmembrane and coiled-coil domains 2 (gene TMCO2). Lineage: Eukaryota; Metazoa; Chordata; Mammalia; Pholidota; Manidae. The record is from RefSeq and is a predicted model, not a curated record. Gene Ontology annotation, cellular component: nucleus.